Triticum aestivum (bread wheat) is the source of this 3196-nucleotide messenger RNA. Its product is annotated as E4 SUMO-protein ligase PIAL2. Lineage: Eukaryota; Viridiplantae; Streptophyta; Magnoliopsida; Poales; Poaceae. The transcript is spliced from 15 exons. Gene Ontology annotation, cellular component: chromatin. The coding region runs from base 157 to 2970 and encodes 937 amino acids. Gene Ontology annotation, biological process: protein sumoylation. The record is from RefSeq and is a predicted model, not a curated record. Gene Ontology annotation, molecular function: zinc ion binding; SUMO ligase activity.
CUCCCACCCCCCGUCCCACCGCGCCACCCACCCGCCUGCCCGCAGCGGUUCCGCUACGGGUACUCGCCAUUCCUCCCCGCCGCCUCGCCUCCCCUCCCCUCCCUCUCCACGCUCCCCGAGGAGAAACAGACACGCGGCCGCCAGCCAGGCCGGGCCAUGUCCGGCGGCGCCGCCCUAGCCUCCCAGCCCCAGCCCUCCGCGCCCCAGUCGCAGGCGCAGCCCCAGCCCCAGCAGCAGCAGCAGCAGCAGGCCAGGGAGCAGCUGAAGAAGGCGGUGGAGAUGAACGCGGUCCGCCUCCAGGCCAUCGGCGAGCGGAUCAGGGGCCACUUCCGCGGCGGCUCCUACGCGCUCGCCCCCGCCGACCUCUCCCACCUCGUUUACGCCCUCGCCAGGGGGAUCGAUUACGCGCUGUCGGGCGGUGACAUUCCUAAGAUCGCGGGUGAAAUACCAGACACUCUGAGAAAGGUAUAUGAGCUGAGGAAGGAUCCAUUUCUACAAUCUUCUGUCAUGGUACUGAUCAUAUCAUGCAAGAAUGCUUGUAAAAACAAAUGGUUUCAGCCUUCAGAUUUCAUUGAUAUUCUCAGGAUGGCUGAUGAGCUAUCUGGCAGCUUCUGCACGAACAGUAGCGAGCCAGCUAAUGACAGCACCGUGCUUGAAAUCAUUUCAACAGUAAUGCCAAGGUAUUAUCCUAAGUUGAAGUUCGACCGUCUAAUCACUUCGCUGGAAGCAAAGGUUGGAUAUGAUAUUUUGAUGGCCGACUUCUUUAUUCAUAGAAAUCUACCUAAACAUGAAAAGAUUUGUCUAGUUGUUGUCCAAAAGGAAAAAUUAGAUGUCUCAUCAUGUAUCGCGAGCCCCCAGCAUGUGAGCUUUUUAGUAAACGGAAAAGGUGUGGACAAGAGGACUAAUGUUUCAAUGGAAACAGGACCCCAGUUCCCCACAGAUAUCACUAAGAUGCUCAAAUAUGGUGCAAACAUUGUACAAGCUGUUGGGUAUUUUACUGCUAAUUACAUCAUAGCUGUGGCAGUUGUGAACAAUUUGAUGUCUUUUGAUGCUCCAAAACUCAGUGACUAUGCCCAACCAGUCACAACAGAUCUUCCUGGUAGUUCAUUAAAUUUUAGUUCUUAUAAUUUUAUGUUAUGCUUUGACAAUUUCUUGACUCAAAUCUGGAAUAACAUUUUUUUUGCAUUCCUCAUUGCGAACUUUUAUGUAGAUUCAGAUUCAGAUAUGCUACUGGAAGGGCCAUCAAGAGUUUCCCUAAAGUGCCCCAUAAGUUUUAGGCGUGUGCAAACCCCAGUUAAAGGGCGGCUAUGCAAACACCAUCAGUGUUUUGAUUAUGACAGUUACAUGGAUAUUAACUCGAGGAAACCAACCUGGCGCUGUCCAUGUUGUAAUACUCCUUCAAAUUUCAUUGACAUUCGAAUUGAUCAAGAGAUGGCCAAGAUUUUACAAGAGACUGGUAAUGAUAUCAUGGAUGUUCUUGUAUUCCCUGAUGGAUCUUGGAAAGCUGUUUCAGUUCAUGAUGAGAAAUCAGAUAAACAUGGUGAUGCAAUUCAGCAGAACGGGAAUACUGUAGAAACUGAUGCAACUCCUUCGGAUGUUAUAGACCUAAUAAACAAGGAUGAUGAUGGUGAUCUGCCUAUGAGCUCGGCAUCUCCCUCGGAAGAUUUGAAGCCUGUGUUGAAUAGUCAAGAUAUAUCUGUCAUGGACUAUCUUCCGGAUUUCCCUCUAAGCACAGCCGCUCAGUCAGAAGAUAUGUAUGUAGGAGGUGGAACUUCAACUUCUGGCCAAAAUUCGUUACCUUCAUCUAGUGGCGGACCUGGCACUAGUUCAAUUGGGACCUUGGAGUCUAUUCUCCCUAGAGAUAUCCUGCAAAUGCUACCUGCUACCACACGUGCCAUCUCUCCUUCUGAAACCUCCAAUUUAACAUCUGCCAUGCAACAAGUUUCACAAGGAUACCCCAAUAUUAUGCAGAUGCAAUCACAGCUAGAUUCUUUACUUCGAUCAGCACAUCAUACUAGAAAUGUCAGGAGAGAGCCUGUAGCAGUCCAGGCUCUGGCAGUGCCACAACAUAAUUCAUCUAGAAGGGUGCAGGCAAAUGUCUCGAAUUGUCCACCUCCCACCCCGCAGUCCAUUUCACCUUCUUCAAACUACCAAGCACAUCAUGUGACAAAUGCAGACAGUGUAAUCACAUCGAUGGUUAAUGGUGUUGGGCCACUCUCAAGGGCUCCUGAUGGUUCCUCACCAUUCCAUCUACAGUCGACACAACAGGAUAUGCGCAACAUGCCAAACCAUCAACGUGGUCGGGUUAUGGGCCUUGCUGCAAAUCCCUACAUGCAUAUGAGACCGCCGACAGGAGGCCCAGGACAGGGUAGAGGUGCUAAUGCCUAUGGAGGUCCCUACCCUCAACAGUAUCAGCAAUAUGACCAGCGACAGUUUGACAAUCUAAUAGGCCAACUGGUGAACCGAGGCGGGCCAGUUAGUCAGGCCACACCAGGCCAUCUCUAUGUUCCCCAGCAGAGCCAGGCAAUGAGAACGCAAGCAUUGUCCCGACCGUCAACUCCAGCAGUGCAACCGCGCGUGCAGUCUCCUGGUCUAGCACCUACAGCUCCGCGUGUGCAGUCUCCUGGCCUAGCACCUACCGUUCCGCGUGUGCAGUCUCCUGGCCUAGCACCUACUGCUCCGCGUGUGCAGUCUCCUGGCCUAGCACCUACUGCUCCACGUGUGCAGUCUCCUGGCCUAGCACCCACUGUUCCACGUGUGCAGUCUCCUGGUCUACCACCUUCUCCGACUCCCGCUACGCCCCUCCUCGAGGACUCCGAUGUCCCGGAGAUUGAGAUGGAUCCGAACUGGCAGCCCACGGGGCAGAUGAGGGGGAGCCUGGUAGGCUCUGCUUACGAUCAAGCAAUCGAACGGUAUCUGCAGCCUGGUGGUGGUCAGCGGACAAAUCAGUCUCGGCCACCAGGCAGGUAAACAUACACUCGUCAGGUGUUGUGGGUGGCUCUGGAUUUAGAGAGGCUAACAUGGAUCCACGUUUGUGGGUGGCUCUGAAUUGUGAACUUCUGAUCUGCGGUUAGAUAUUAGCGUCCUUAAUUAUGUUACGUUAGGUUGCAAAUGUAGGGAGUACUGAUUGUGCUGCUUAGCGUUAGCGUACAUCUGUUGUUGUGAAAUGGAACGAAGUAUAUAAUAUUUUAUGUCA